AUGUAUCGUUCCACCGAAGGUUUGGGGGUUUGGGAGCACCGGGGGAAGGUCGCAUCCGUAGGUAUCGGACAUUCCCCGACAGCCCGCCGCUGGGAUGGGAGACCGGAGACGUCGGUUGGAGCACUGAGCAUUUUGGCGCUGCGCAAGGCCAUCGCUGACUCGGGCAUCGCCCCGGACCAGGUGGACGGCCUCGUGCUGGUGCCGGUCACGACCACGGGCGCCUACUGGCCUGCGGACCAGCCCGUGCCCAUGGAUGUCGCCAACGCGUUCAAUCAAACAGAUGAUCCUCUGGACGGCAUUGGACAGCUGAGUUCGGAAUGGAUCAUCAAAAACAUGCCUGAACUGAGUAACGUCAAGUUCACCAUGUACGCGCCCGGCUGCAUGUCCGCUGCCAUCGUGGUCGCCGCGCAGGCCGUUGGCGAUGGCUUGGCCAGCAACUGCCUGGUCCUCAAGGGUUGGCACAACCUGGAAGGCCGAUACAACCAUGGAGGCAUCAGCGGCGCUGACGAGGUGCCCGGCAGUUUCGCGGUCACUCCUGGUCGGACGCUCUGGGGCGCGCCUGGAUGCUACGGCACGGCCCUGCAAUUCGCGCAGUAUUGCACCAAGUACGGCAAGCACCACGACAUGAUGGCGCCGUUCAUGGAGAAUUCCAGGCGCAAUGGGCUCCUGUUCCCUGAAGGAUAUUGGGCGCAGCACCGCCCCGAGCAAUUGACGCCGGAGGACUACCUGGCCUCUCGGUGGAUCGCCAAGCCGGCUAACCUCUUCGACAACGACAUACCGAUCAUGGUUGCGGCCGCCUACCUGUUCACCACUGCGGACCGUGCGCAGGAUGCGGCUCAGAAGCCGGUGUACAUCCUCAACCACGCUUCGAGUCGCGGCGCGGCGCGCAGCAUAACCCCCACGCUGGAAGAGGUGGAGGCGGAGACCGCAUCUACCGGGCGAAAGAUCUACGAGGGCGCCGGCAUCACUGCCGACGAUCUCUCCUUCGAAAACAUGUACGACGGGUUCGCCCAGUUCCAUCAGUUCCACAUCGAGGGGCUACGCUACCGGGGAAUGCAGCCCGGCGACGCCCUGGAUUUUUACCAGACCGAUAUCAGCAUCGAGGGACCCAACCCGAUUCUUGCCAGUGGUGGCAACAUCGGCGGCGGCAGGAGCCGGUUCUGGAUGCACACUGACUGCAUGCAACAGAUCCAGGGCAGGGCCGGCGCCCGCGCUCUCACCGGUGUCAAGCCGGAAAUCGCCGUUUCCGGUGGACCCAUGCCGAUGGGUGGCAAUUUCACGGUCUGGAGCGCCACGCCUGACUAA
Messenger RNA from Geodia barretti, 1305 nucleotides. NCBI's taxonomy places the organism in Eukaryota, Metazoa, Porifera, Demospongiae, Tetractinellida, Geodiidae. The record is from the annotation of a GenBank genome assembly.